AUGUUGCGACAGUUCAUGCCACGACGGCGAGCGGCGCCCAAGAGCAAGAAGUUUGGCAUGUUUAUCUUUGCUGACCAAGAACCCGAUACCGCCGCUGUCGUUGACAUUGUUGCGAUCCAUGGUUUAAAUGGCCACUAUUUCCAGACGUGGGCAACACCCGUAUCUGACGGGCGAGAGGUCAAUUGGCUGAAAGAUCUCCUCCCGAAACAGAUCCCGAACGCUCGAAUCAUGUCAUUUGGUUACAAUUCAGCAGUGCAGAUGAGUAAAUCUGCCGGGGACAUUUCCUUGUUCGCGGAUCAGCUCCUGGAGGACUUGUUCAUUAGAAGGCAGCGCCAGGAGGAACCAGGUCGGCCGAUCAUAUUCAUCUGUCAUAGUCUAGGCGGAAUUGUUUUCAAACAGACACUCAAUCGGGCAUUUGAAAAGGCAAGGUAUCGACCACUGCUGCAGAAGGUCGUCGGAGUGAUUUUCUUUGGCACACCCCAUCAAGGGUCUGAUCUUGCCAGCUGGGGUACUGUGCUCAGCAAUAUCAUCCGAUUUGGCACACUUGGUACAACCACCAAUUCGAGGCUGUCUAGAGACUUGGAAAGCAACUCCCGCAUCUUGGCCAGCAUAUCCAAGUCCUUCGUGGAACGUGGGAAGGACCUGGAGAUUUAUAGCUUCUAUGAAACCGAUAUGAUGAAGAGGUUGAAUUGUCGGGUUGUCGAAAACCACUCUGCGAUCUUACAAUGGUCUAACGAAACUGCCCUCCCGAUGAAUGGCGAUCAUCGCAGUAUUUGCAAAUUCUCUGACGAAAACGAGGAGAGAUACCAACCUGUGUGGGUGAACCUUUCGAAUAUGGCCCGAAAAUAUGUGCAUGGUCCUUCGGGAAAUGAGCAAAUGGGAAAAGAAAAAUUGCUUUCGGAUUUGUGGACGUCUAAUUACGAAGAUCAUAAGGGUCGAAACCUGUGCCCCAUAGAAGGAACAUGUACGUGGAUCUUUCAGCAUCGUGCAUACGAACAGUGGUUGCAAACCCCAUCGUCAUUUAUUUGGAUAUCUGCCCACCCUGGAUGUGGCAAAUCCGUUCUCACCUCCUAUUUGGUGGACUAUCAUCGGCAGGCAGACAGCGAAUUGUCAUCACAGAACUUGUGUUUUUUCUUUUUCAAAAGAGACGAUAAGGAACAGAGCAAUGCCAUUUAUGCAAUGCAGGCAAUAUUGCAUCAGCUUUACAAAGCACAAGGAAGUCUGGCAAAACAUGCCAGCAAGCACCUGACAAGUGGGCACAGCCUGGAUAAUUUGGCCACCUUAUGGGAGAUCUUCACCCGGUCGGUUAGUGAUAGUCACGCAAAACCCACCCUGUGCUUUAUUGAUGCCCUUGAUGAAUGCGAACCUGUUUCUCGAGAACAACUGAUACGACUCAUGUUGGAUUCAUUUGUUACCUGGGGAGACGGACCAGUGGCCAAGAUCUUAAUCAAGAUCUUGAUCACAAGUCGACCUGACAAUUCCAUAAAGGUUGCCUUCAACAAAGCCCAGAACCAAGUCAAGCUGGGUCAAUCAAGGAGUCCUCAAUCUGGAGAAACUUCUGGGCCAUUUUGCUCGAUGAUUCGGCUCCGGGGAGAGGAUGAAACGGAGGCAAUUACCAGGGACAUCGAGUUGGUUGUUAAAGCUGCUAUUAAUGGCCUCGUGGUUCAAGGGUUUCCUGAAAAAUUAUUGACAGAUAUUAUGGCCGAGCUCAUCGAUCGCGCCGACAGGACCUUUCUGUGGACAACACUAAUCAUCAGGUUACUGCAAGAGCGAACUGAGGCAGGAGCGUCUCAGAGAGAUCUACGUGCCAUUCUCCAGAGCCGCAGCGUCGAUGCCAUCUAUACUGAGCUGCUCAAAGCACGGAAAGAUCCUAAAAAAGCGAGAAAGAUGCUACAGAUUAUGAUUGCAGCAAUCCGACCCCUCACAGUGGCUGAACUCAGCGUUGCAUUGGCCGUUCAUCCCGAUCAUGACACAUUCGCUGUGUCUGAGUCCUCUACACGACCUAGCCUUCAAACGUUUGACAAUGUUAACUCCGACUUGGUUUAUCCACUCGAAAACCAUGUCAAGGCUCUCGGUGGACAUUUCGUGCGAAUUAUCAAGGAGAGGGUUUACUUUGUCCAUGAAACUGCACGAGAAUUUCUGCUGAGGCCAACCGCACAGUAUCGAAAUGCUGCUACCACGCCAACUUGCGAUGCAAGGUCGCCAAAUCUCCAGGGGUCGGAGGAAAUGAGUGGUCUUUUCGAGAUUGAGCUUGGCGAAGAGGCUCCAGUAUUUUCUGGGAACACCAUUAACGAUACUGAUAACCACGCCAUGGCCGAAGGCUUACCGCUCAGUCCAUUCAAUGACUAUUCCAACAGUGGUCACCAGUGUAUCGUGGAAGAAGGCUCUGUAUGGCAGCACACCUUCUCAUUCUCUGUGUCGCACGCUCUCCUACUGGAAGUGUGCGUGACAUACCUUUAUUGCCUGGCAAAAAAUUCAAAAUCCGGCGAACGAGGACAGCCUCCCACAGGAAACAUUGGUGAGUUCUUCCGAUACGCUGCCAAGUCGUGGAUAAGCCACUUCCACAGGGUGCGCACGCGAAUCCCAUCGAAUGCCCUGCCAUAUUAUUAUGGGCUGUGCCAUCCCAAGUUCCAUGGCUUUCGGGUGUGGAUUCAAGAAGUUGGGUUGAAUCCGCAAACGAUGCUUAGUGGUGCGCUAGGCAGCACCGAGGAUGUGCAAGACCGUCUUUUGAGACUCUUCCAACUCGACCCCGAUGAUGUUGAUUUGAGCCGGUCGGGCAACGAUAUCGACGAUGAUCCUAUCGAUACCACUGAAAUAGCCGGGCCUGCUGGCCUCCCAGACGUCAAUUCCAUACGCAUACGGGCCCUAUCGAGCAAUCCCAGUGCGCAAAGGGUACACAAUUUUCCGACUCAUGUUGAUGAAUUUGGAUUUGUUUCUCUUCGACCAAAGCAGGAAUAG
Penicillium subrubescens is the source of this 2958-nucleotide messenger RNA. Its product is annotated as esterase/lipase family protein. The coding region runs from base 1 to 2958 and encodes 985 amino acids. NCBI's taxonomy places the organism in Eukaryota, Fungi, Ascomycota, Eurotiomycetes, Eurotiales, Aspergillaceae. The transcript has 3 exons. The record is from RefSeq and is a predicted model, not a curated record.